UUUUCUUCAUUUACAUUUCCACAAUAUCAAAAUACCCUUACCUCUGUUUCUUUUAUUAUUUGUUCUAUUUGUUGUCAAGAAAUACUUUCGAUGCAUAUGUCUCUGUGAUUUAAUUCGAAAUAGUGGACAGACAACCUCUUCAGCUGUUGUGUUCCACAAGUUGCUCCAUUAUUCAUACACUCUUGUCCUUAUCCAAACCCCUCAGCUUUCGAAGCUUCCUUGCUUUGUAUUUGGUUGUUUUUUUAGCUUUGUUUUCUUCAAUCAGUCACUUUUUUUUGUUGUUGUGGGUUAAAGGGGAUGUGUCAAUUACCUCAAGUUACUUGUUUUGAAAUCAGUAUUGGAUUUAAAGGCUUAAACUUGAACUAAACUACAAGUUACUUGUUCUUUAUCCAUGUUACACCAUAGCUAUUAUGGGCUUCAUCAUGUUCGCUUUUAAUUUAGUUACAUGCUUGCUCCCCUUCCACUUUGAGCCAUCUAUCAAUCUAAUUAUAAAACAAAAAUGUUGAACCAAAUCUUUUGCAGUCAAUCAUUGUAAGGAUUUCUGCCUCUCUCUUCAACUUAAACCAGCAUACUGAAAGGAUUAAAAUAUGCAUUCCAAAACAGCACUUGAAUCUUGGCUAAUUGAGAAAUGUUAGCAACAUAUUCUCUAACACACUCUAUAUUGUUGGGUGAAUUUCAUGAGUCCCAGUAAAAGAGAAUGGGUCCUUUUUUAGUGGGACCAACAUAAAAUUCGACUAAUAAUUAGGGUUGUCAAUUGGGCACUAUAGCAGUAUUAGCUGCUAUAUGCACUGCCAUAGUGCCACACUUCAAUGUUGCAGUCAUAGUGGCCGACGCAGUAGCGGUGCUGUAGCACUGCUAUGCUGAUGGUGUCCAAAUUCCUGAGAAUGGCAUCCAAUAUUAACGUUAGGGGGGCAUUUUAUGGAGAUAAUUUUGUGAUUUUUCAUAAAAUAGGGUUUUGGCUUGUAUAAAAACCCUUUCAAAAUUCAUAACUAUCAUGCCUCACUUGUGCUCUUCUACCUUGUGGCUAUGACCCAACCCCUGUGUGCGAACCUCCAGCAACCAUUGUGUAACUCUUCUGCAACUUGUCUAGCAGCAGUUUUUACUUCUCUCUUGUUCUCAUUCUCUGGGUUUUUUCUUCAGUUUUUUCUUGUAAUCUUGUUCUCGUUGUUGUCUUAUUCUCAUCAAUCUCUGUUUUCUUUGUUUGUGUUUCUCCUCUACUGUGAUUUUUUUUUCUUUUCUAUUUUCUCUUGUUCUCUUUGUUCCAUCAAUCUAUGUUCUUUGUAGUCUUGUCUCCGAGGUCUUGUUUUUGGUCAUCCGUCUACCAAAGACCCAUACUCAGUCACUCCUUUUGUCUAUAUCUCUUUGGUUAGACAUGGUAUCCGCUAUUACAUUUUACUUUUAUGUUUACUUAAGAGCUAAGACCUAUAACUUUUUUUAUUGAUUAUGAACAUGUCAAAAUUUUUUAGUAUGUAUUUUUUCUUAAAAAAUAACUGAACAUUCAUGUGUAUUUAGAAUGAAUCAUAUAAACUAUAUAAAAAGUUUCAAAAUAGUGGUCAUCCCAUGCUGUGUGCUAUAGCAUUUUUGGAUUCAGCCACUAUACGGGAUUGAUAACUAUGGUAUGAGGAAAGAAUGUUGAAAAAAGUGUGUCAAAGAAUUUAUUGCUAAUAUUGCUUUGUGUUUUUUAUUACAUGGAAUUUUGUCUGACAUUAGGCUAGCCUUUAGAUUGUUUUAACUUUUAAAUUUGACACCCUGUUUGCCAUGGUCAUAUUUGGCUUCCUAAUCUCUGUCUUAAACUAUUCAUCCUCCUUCUAAUAGGGCAUUGGAUGUUGUGCUUAUGUAAUGAAGGUGCACAAUAUGAAAUGCAUAGCUCUUAUGGGGGAUUGAUGUAAUAGUCUCAAGAAAUAGGACAAUGAGAGACUUCUAGGAAAAUCAGAUGCAUCGUGGUAAAUUUUCCCUUACACCCAAGAAUGAAGUCAAGGACUUGACAGGUUCAAGUUUAACCAGUUACAAACAUAGCAGUCUUCUGGACCCCAUAGAUGUUUCUUCAUCUUCAGAUGAUGAAAAUGACCUUCCUAAUGAUGAUGUGUCUAAUCAAUUAGUCCUUUAUGAUCCUGUGGUGAAUGGAAACAAUGCAAUUGAACUUGCACCUGAUCCUCUCCAGUGUGAACAUCCAUUGCUUCCAAGAAGCAAACCUUCACAUUCAGUUCCUAGAGUUUUGCCUUCAGUUGGUGCUUUCACUGUUCAAUGUGCAUCCUGCUUCAAAUGGAGGUUGAUUCCAACAAAGGAAAAAUAUGAAGAAAUACGUGAGCAUAUCCUUGAACAACCUUUUGUUUGUCAAAAAGCUCGUGAGUGGCGACCUCAUGUAUCUUGUGAUGAUCCAGAGGAUAUUUCUCAGGAUGGCAGCAGGGUUUGGGCUAUUGAUAAGCCAAACAUUGCACAGCCUCCGGCUGGAUGGGAGCGACUGCUAAGGAUCAGAGCUGAAGGAAGCUCCAAAUUUGCAGAUAUAUACUAUAUAGCACCAUCAGGCAAGAGAUUGCGUUCAAUGGUAGAGAUCCAGAAGUUCUUGAUGGAGCAUCCUGAGUAUACAAGAGAUGGGGUAACUCUUUCACAGUUCUCAUUUCAAAUACCAAGGCCAUUACAAGAAAACUAUGUGAGGAAGCGACCUGCUAGACUUACCUCUUCAUAUGAAGUCAGUGAGCCUGUUGAACAUGAACAAGUGAGUCCUCUAGCAUGGGUAGAUCCAGAAGGGCAUGGUCGCAGACUGGGGCUUCCUGCCCCCCCAUUCAUGGAAUCCCAUGAUAUUGACCCUAUCAGUAUCAGCCGUCCUUCAAAGAGGCAAGCAACUCAUAAAGGUGCCCUGUAGUAAGGACCCUCAUCAAAUCCUUUCGUGUUAUGUGCAUUGUGCAGUCAGUCAGUUGCAUCUUACUUACAAAUAGAGAAAUAGUUCGUUUAUCCUUUUUAAUAGGGCAUUUUAGGUGUAAUGAGCUUGCGGGGAAAAGCAGUGUAGAGACGGUUCACUUGUCCUCAUGAGGAGAUCAUUAUCUUGGUAUUCCUAAUAAAAAUGUAUUUUGCAUCUGGGAGAAUCUUUUGUACAAAAAAGGGUGCCUGUCCCAAGAGAAACAUGUUAGACUCAAGUAAUAUUCUGAUGUGAAAAUAUGGUCAUUCAGCAAGAGGCUAAUUUGAUCUUAACUUUAGCUUCUUUUGACCUUUUCUUUUUCA
Molecule: messenger RNA, 3219 nt
Organism: Glycine soja
Lineage: Eukaryota; Viridiplantae; Streptophyta; Magnoliopsida; Fabales; Fabaceae
Product: methyl-CpG-binding domain-containing protein 2-like
Exons: 5
Coding region: 1934-2863 (309 amino acids)
Molecular function (GO): DNA binding; zinc ion binding
Source: RefSeq, a predicted model, not a curated record